AUGGCCUCCGCGCUGGAGGAAUGCGUGGGGCUGAUCAAGGCGUGCCGGAGCGCGGCCGAGCUGAGAAUCAUCCAUCCCCGGGUGAUCUCUGUGGCGGAAUCGCUGCGAUCAUCUAGCGUCUACCUCUGCAAUCUUUUGGUCGAGAAAUAUGGGAGCUGCGGAUGCCUGGAGGAGGCCAAGGCGGUGUUCUUCGCAACCCCAGGCAAGAACGAUUUCUCCUGGCGUCUCGUGAUCCUGGCAUGCAUCCGCAACAGAUCCCUGGCCGACGCCGCGCGAUUCUUCGAGCAGAUGCCGGAGCCGGAUGUGGUGGCGUGCACGGCCAUGAUCGGCGCCUUCUCCGAGAGCGGCAAUCUUCCCCAGGCCAAGGCGGCGUUUGACAGGAUGCCAAGCCCCAAUUCCAUCUCCUGGAAUGCGAUGUGCAGCGCCUUCGCCAAGCACGGCCUUCUCGAUUCCGCCAAGGCCAUCUUCGACAGGAUGCCGGAUCCGGAUAUCAUCUCCUGGAACGCCAUGAUCGCGGCAUUUGCCCAAAGCGGCGAUCUCUCUCGUGCCAAGAACGUGUUCUACGCAAUGCCGAUGCACAAUCUCGUCACCUGGAACGCGAUGCUGGGGAUUUUCGCGCAAAAUGGGCUGCUCGAGGAUGCCCAGAGGGUGUUCUCCUGGAUGCCAGAGCGGGACGUUGUCUCGUGGACGACGCUCUUGGGGGCAUUCUCCGAGGCUGGAAGCUUGGAAGACGCGGUGUUCUUGUUCGAUCGAAUGCCCUUCCAGGACGUCGUCUCGUGGACGACGAUGCUGGGGGCCUAUGCAGCGGCGGGAUUGAUCGAGAAAGCCAGGAGCUUGUUCGAUGCUAUGCCCGUCCAGGACAUCGCUGCCAGGAACGCAAUGCUCCUGGGCUAUGCCCAGAAUGGUUUGGUGGAGCAAGCACAGGAGAUCUUCGACCAGAUGCCGUGGAGGAACCUCGUCUCGUGGAACACUCUUCUCGGCUGCUACGCCCAGAACGGGCAUCUGGAGAAGACCAAGGAGGUGUUCGACAGGAUGGAAGCCAGGAACUUGAUAUCGUGGAACUCGAUGCUGAGAGCGUUCGCAGAGCAGGGACUCUUGGAACAGGCCAGGGAGAUCUUCGACGCGAUGCCCUCGCAGAACUUGGUGUCAUGGAACACGAUGCUGCUCGCCUUUGGCCAGAACGGGCAACCGGAGGAAGCAAAAGCUCUCUUUGAUCGGAUAGGAGUGAGGGACGUCGUGUCCUGGACUGCAAUGCUCGCGGCGCUGGCGUCGACUGGGAGUCUGGAGGAGUGCCGGAGCUUGUUCUUCGUGAUGCCUCUCCGGGACGAGAUCUCCUGGACGACCAUGCUGGGAGUGCUCGCUCACAACGGGCAUAUGGACGAAGCGAGCUCUCUCUUCGCCGAGAUGCCGCUCCAGGACGACGUCUCAUGGACCGCUCUUCUCGUGGCAUUCGCUCGCAACGGGCACGUCGAUCGAGCUCUCGAGAUCUUCCGAGCGAUGCAAGUGGAAGGCAUGACACUGGACAAGAUCUGCUUCAUAUGCAUCCUCCUGGGAUUCAGCCACGCCGGAAGCUUGGAGAAAGCCUACGCUUGCUUCGAAUCCAUGGUGGUAGAUCACGGCGUGAAACCCAGCAAGGAUCACUUCAGCUGCAUGAUCGACAUACUUGGCCGAGUCGGGAAGCUCGGAGACGCGGAAGAACUGGUUGGGAGUAUGCCGUUCGUGCCGGAUGCUACAGCGUUCCUCGCGUCGUGUGGGAUUCACAGCGACUUGGCGAGGGCUCCUGGUGCUGUCCAGGAACUUUUCCGUGGAAGUCCCACGAACACUGCUGGAUACGUGUUGCUGGCCAACAUGUAUACGAAGUAA
Messenger RNA from Selaginella moellendorffii, 1863 nucleotides. RefSeq names its product pentatricopeptide repeat-containing protein At4g02750-like. The record is from RefSeq and is a predicted model, not a curated record. The coding region runs from base 1 to 1863 and encodes 620 amino acids. The transcript has a single exon. Gene Ontology annotation, molecular function: protein binding. NCBI's taxonomy places the organism in Eukaryota, Viridiplantae, Streptophyta, Lycopodiopsida, Selaginellales, Selaginellaceae.